UUCACCUUCAGCCCAGCUCCCGCUUCACGCAAACGGCUGCAGCUCAGCUCCGGCGGCUCAUCAAGCUCGGCGCAGCGGGCGCGCAGGAGCUGCUGACGGGGAGGACGAGACCGACAGCUUGCUCGGCCUGCAGCCAGCAGGAGCGCAGCACCUCCACCGACCGCCACGGGCUCCCGCAGCUUCCGCACGGCUUUGGGCACCCUCUCCUCCCUUGGAGGGCCCUUUCGGCUUUCCUCGCCUGGCCGCAGGCUCCCGGCGCGGCUGUCCCGCCAGCGGCCUCUGCCCCGCCGCACGCCAGGGAAAUGGAGACGUCGGGCAACGUCGAACCCACUGCGACACAGAAGCUGCCAGGAAUUUCGGCAUCGAUGCAGACAGAAGCUAGCUGGCUUCAUGAGCACGCCCACACCCUGUCGGAAGAGUUCAGCAGCUUAGAUAUUUUGUGUGACACGGAGUUCAAAGAAGAUUUUGUGAAGCUGUUCAAGAACUCUUUGCGUACCCUGCCCUCCGUUGGCCUGCCUACUCUCCUGGCCUACAGACCCGAAUCAUCACGAGGAAACAUACAGAUUGAGACAGAGGAGGACUGUGCUCCAAGGUGCGAGUACUGUGGCAGCCUGCUGAAGCUGUUCCCUUCCUUCGAAGAUGCUUGCCCACCGUCACAGGAUUAUGAAUCAAAAUUCUGCUGCGAGCAUAAUAGAGAUCUCUACGAGUUCAUUGUAAAUGAGAGGAAGAACCACGAAGGCACCUGGAACGUUCCCAUUGCUGUCAGCCCCCAUGAAUCCCACAGCACCGAAGCCUACAGGCUGCUGUCCAAGGAGAGAGCAUACCAGAGGCAGCAGGAGAGACAAAUGGCCAGGCAGUUAGCUUUCCUGGGAGCAGAGCCGACGAGUGUAGCUGAAUGUUCAAAUCAAGCUGGCACAAUUUCCUACCUGCUUUCUCAGGAGCCCCCAUCACCAAAGGGCCGGACAGUGGUGCCUGGUGAGAGAGCAGCAAAGCCUGAGGAGGAGCCUGUCUCCUACAGUAUCACCUGCUGUGAUUUUACCCCUGUGGGUGGAAAGGUAGUGAAGAAUGAAUUGUUGGAAAAACACUACAAGCAUGGAGGGAAAUUCCUUACUGUGCUUCCAGAUGGAACAUCGCAGUUAUUCUAUCCAUCUGGAAAUCUGGCAAUCAUUGUUGUACGAGAGAAAAAACGGCUUAUUUGCAUAGUACAGGAAGACAAGCCGAAUAACGCCGAAAUACAAGCAGUAUUUAUGUCCAGUGGCAGAAGUACUUGCUAUUAUCCAAAUGGAGCUGUGUGGAUAAACAUGAAUAUUCAGGGAGGGCAGUAUUUGGACCAAGAGGGCAGCAGGGUGAGACGGUGGACAUGGCCGAACAGCGUCAUGUCAUCAGGACCCCACAUCCCGCUGGGCCCCAUCUUCAUCUCCCUGAACCGGCACGUCGGGGUCAGGAUCCUGGGCCAGGACAAGAUCACUGUUUCCUUCCUCGCCAUGGGACAACAAGCAAAAUUCAACGUGGGAACAAAAGUGCAGGUCAACAACAUUGGCCAGCUGCCUCCCCCCACCUGGCUGGGUGAAGAUGAGCUCCUGCUGCUUGCCUUCAGGGUGAGGAUCCUGCGGCUCUUCGACAGACUGCGUAGAUGCUUAAGCUUUCCUUCUAAUGAGCAAUGGGACAAAAUCAAGCCUCCAGCAUACCUUACCACGCAGACUUUAAAGAUCUUACAGCUUUGUACAACUUCUGACAUAAGUGAUGAGCUGCGCAGCUCCAUCAGGGCAAUAGUAAAUGCUCAGGUGUGACCCGCAUUUGUGUGGUGUGAAGGCUAAACGAGCCGUGUGAGAUGCCCCAAGCUGCUGCAGUGCCUGCACACACUCGGCAAGGUUUCCGCUGCAGCCCUGCCCUGACAUGGCACAGAGCAAAGGGCUGCCUGUGGCCAUUCUGCACAGCCCCUCUCCUGGGGCCAUGCCACACUGACAGGGUCUCCCAGCAGAAACCAGCCCAGGCUGACCAGUCGUUUCAGCCCGUGGAUGUGGCACAAAGAUAAAAGCAAGCACAGCUAAGGCGUAGCCUGUGGCAGGUAUACAGGGAGGAGGUGUUUGCUCAGAAGUCACCCACACAGGCACCGCUCUGCACAGCCAGCGCUCCUGCCAAGGACUUUGCACCAGCAGGAUGCCCCGAUUUCCCUGGCACGAGUGCUGGAUGGCAGCUGCAGCCUGCUGCAGGUAUGAGACACAGCAGUUCCCCAUGCAGCAAGAGGGACAAAAGCCUACAAUUUGUCCAAAGCAAUCAAAGGUCAUGGUCUUGGUGACGUUCGUGCGGAUGCUGGGGACAGAAGGCCAUUAACACGGGCAGCAGACAGCGUGGAUGAGCUGCGGCCUCUCGGCAGCAGCUCAUAAGGGGUUGCUGCAGUGGGAAGGCUCUGCUGCAUCAGGUGCCCUGUGUUUCCUUCCUGCCAUGGAUGCGGCGGCUGCGGGAGCAGCACAGGCAGAGGUGGUGGGGCACAGACCCCCCGUGAAGCGGGUGCCUUGGGCUGGCCCCCACCCCGAGAAACACCCCAUCCCGGGAGAGGGGCGGUGGAGGGCACUGCUCCUGCUCGCUCACCCAGGCUUGCGCUGGCCUCAUUGCAGGGGUGUCAGUGGGGUGCAGGGCCUUUGGGAAAGGGCAGACCAUCACCAGCUCCCCUUCACCUCUCCAUGCCCAGGCGAUUUCUGAGCUUUCCCCAGAGUCAGAGCAAGGGACCGUCCCGCCGCGCCACAGGGCCCAAGGCAGAGCGGUGUCCUGCUGCCGCAUCGCCCAGCUCCCGCAAAACACAGACCUUUGCAGACUUGGCCACGGUGGCUUGGGUGAAAAUCUUUGAUUAAAGAUGCAAAAUCUUCUAGAUUCUCAAUCUUCAGUUUAGAAAGACAAAGAUCACACCUGGGAGUUGAUUUUGAGCUGUUGUGCCAUUUUAAUUCCAGUUUUUAGCAGGGUUACAUCUCAUUUAUGCCAGCGCGAGAUGAGACCCAAGGACAGACCUGUGCUGCCAACAGCUUAUGUGUUACAGCCUGUUCUUCUGCACUCACAGUGGGAAACAUGAGCCCUGUUUUUCCGUCCUUCCCUAAUCUGCACCCAGUUCGCAGCGAUUCCACCACAACUGUAUCAUUUACCCUUGCGCUGAACAAGCCAAGAUCAACAAGCUUGAAUUUGCCCCUCAGUAUUAUUAUUUAAUAUCUGUUUUGCACAAGGAUGAAAUCAAUCAGGUGUUCAAAUAGGGCAUUUUUAGAUCAGUGGGUCUUUAUAAUGUCAUUUUAAAACCACAAAGUAGCACUGUGCAGGAGAGAGCAAAAAGCUGCAAUUUUAACACCAGGACUGUGGAGUAAGUGAAUGUGGCCUCCCGUGAUCUCAUCGCCCUUACUGGAUGCAAGCCGUGGGACAGAAAAACAACCCACACAAAACACAGAACUGAGGCCUUGAUAUGCGGGACAGAAGGUCAGGGGCACAGCUGGAGCACCGGAGCAGGAGAGCGCGCCUAUCUAUGUUUAUACCGUAUGUGGAGCUAGUGUGAUAGAACACGUUCAGAGGCAGAGAGAAGGGAAAAAUACUAGCUCAGGAGGCAGACUACAUCGAGGCUGCUCUCUUGUGAAUAAACGGCUUUUGGGCUUUGC
Phalacrocorax carbo (great cormorant) is the source of this 3635-nucleotide messenger RNA. NCBI's taxonomy places the organism in Eukaryota, Metazoa, Chordata, Aves, Suliformes, Phalacrocoracidae. The record is from RefSeq and is a predicted model, not a curated record.